CCUGAUAGACAUCCUGGAAAUUCAAAGGCUUUCUCUCAGUUUAAUAAAAUCAAUGAAUCCUUCUGGGAGAUCAUUAAAUAUCUAAAACAGAAGGCCCAGGAAGACGACAUAAAUGAUCCCGAAGUGGAGAAAACUUUGCGGAAAUGCGCGGAGUACGCUCCUGGCAAUGUUGAUAUAAAGGGAAAUGGGAUGGCACUGACGAUUGAAGAUCAUAAACUAUGGAGAAAAGCAUUAAAAAUGACUUUUCCCUCGGCGGUUGUAGGAAAUCAGCGAAGGAACAGUAUCACAGCGCUAAAAAAUCAGUUCUCCAAAGGAGGUUCUGGAAUUAGAUUCAUCAUUCGAUUUAAAAUAAAGGGGAAUGAUGAAUUUCUGUUGAAAACUACAGUAUCUGUGUAUGAUACUGAUAUCCUUGUUGUAUCAGGGGCAAGCUACUAUAUCUGGAUUCUAGAACAUUUUAAGGAACUGAAGAAAUUGGUUGAAACAAAACUCCUACUUUGGGGGCGAAAAUUACUCUCUAAUGUUAUCUAG
This is a messenger RNA of Eurytemora carolleeae, 528 nucleotides long. RefSeq lists its product as uncharacterized. Lineage: Eukaryota; Metazoa; Arthropoda; Copepoda; Calanoida; Temoridae. The transcript is spliced from 8 exons. The coding region runs from base 190 to 528 and encodes 112 amino acids. The record is from RefSeq and is a predicted model, not a curated record.